Molecule: messenger RNA, 1958 nt
Organism: Aphidius gifuensis
Lineage: Eukaryota; Metazoa; Arthropoda; Insecta; Hymenoptera; Braconidae
Product: multiple inositol polyphosphate phosphatase 1-like
Exons: 8
Coding region: 84-1505 (473 amino acids)
Molecular function (GO): acid phosphatase activity; inositol phosphate phosphatase activity
Source: RefSeq, a predicted model, not a curated record
AAUUUGAAUCAAUUAGAGAGAUUGAAUUGAGUCAUUAUUUUUCUAUUGAAUAACGAGUAAAAAAAAAAGUUGGAAUUUUUAUAAUGCAUGUGAUAUCAAUGAUAGUAAUUUUAUUGUCAGUGAAUUAUGUAUUUCCACGACAAUCAGAUUAUUGUUCGGCUGAUGAUGAUGAUCCAUAUCUCAAUAUGGCAACAAAAACAGCGUAUGAUUUUAUUCGUGGUCGCCAGGGAGACAUACAAUCAGUACCAAAUUGUCAACCACUUCAAAUAUGGAUGUUAGCAAGAUAUGGAACUCGUUAUCCAGAAAAAAAAAAUACCAUGAAACUUUUGGAAUUAAAAAAUAUGAGAGAUCAAAUUGUACGGAAUCACGAAACAAGACGAUCUGGAAAAUUAUGCAGAAGUGAUUUGGAUAAUUUAAAACAAUGGGCACCACAUCAAAACAUGACAAUUGAUAUGUCACAACAAUUAACACCACAAGGUGAAGAAGAUAAUAUAUUAUUAGCAAGACGAUUAAAAUCACAUUUUCCAGAGCUUUUACAACCAAAAAAAUAUGACAUAACAUCACAAAAUUAUAUAUUUAAAAGUGUAAAAAAUGAUCGUUCAAUAAAUAGUAUGAAAGCUUUUAUGGAGGGUUUAUUUGGAAGUAAAUAUGCUGUUGAUACAAUUUCACCAAAUGAAGAUGACACACUACUACAACCAUAUAAAAAUUGUACAAAGUGGGAAAAUGGUGAUGAAACAGAUCCUCCAACUCUUGCUGAACAUAAUAAAUUUAAAAAUAGUGAAGAAUUUAAAAAUCUUAUUUACAAUGUCAGUCGAAGAAUUGGUUUUCAAUAUGAUUUAUCAUCUGAUGUUUUAUUAUCCAUGUAUGAACUGUGUCGAUUUGAAAAAUCUUGGAUAUUAAAUAAUUUAUCACCAUGGUGUGCAGUUUUUAGUAAAGAUGAAUUGAAAAUUCUUGAAUAUUAUGAAGAUCUUGAUUAUUAUUAUAGAGCUGGUAAUGGCAGAAAAGUUAAUAAAUUAAUUGGUUGUUUUCCACUACAAGAUAUGGUCAAUAAUUUUCGAUCAUUGGAGAGAGGUGAUACUGAAGGAAAACCCAAAGGAAUUUUUUACUUUAGUAAUUCAAAAACAAUUAUUAGUUUUUUGAGUACAAUGGAUAUAAUGCCAAAUCAAAAUCCUCUUACUUCUGAUAAUUAUAAAGAUAAUAUUAAACGCCAAUGGAGAACAUCAAAAAUUGAUCCUUUUAGCUCAAACAUUGUUGCUGUAUUUUACAGAUGUAAAGAAGAAAAAGAAUCACCAAAUAAAGUUAUGUUUUAUCUUCAAGAAAAACCAUUAUUAUAUGAAGGCUGUCAAGUUGGUCUAUGUGAUUGGGAAUAUUUAAAAAAUAAAUUUGGUUCAAUAGCUAAUGAGUGUAGCAUUGAUGCUUGUGAUAAUAAAAAUAUUGCAGUGUUAUAUAAAACUUCGACAGUUAUGAUAAUGUCAUUUGUUGUAUUAUUGUUGAUAAAACACUAAUUAAUUAUUAGUUUAAGUCAAUAUUAAUCAUCACAAAUUUUUAUGUAAUUUAAUUAAAUAUCUGUGUUGCUAUUGUUAGAGUAUAUUAAAUAAAUAAUUGUGUGUUUUUAUUUUGUCAAUAAAAUUAUAAUUAUAAUUGCACUUUAAUUUUAAAUUUAAUCAUGUUUGUUUUCAAAUUAAAAUAUUGAAAAUAAAAUUUUAUUUUGAUUUGAUAAUUUAUUAUUUUUAUUUACACUAUUAUUAACUGAGGAAAUAAAUUAACAACAAUAAAUAAUUAAAAAUACACAAAGUAUUUUUCAACUAUUCAUUGAAUAAUUUUUUGUUUUUUUUUUCUUUUGGCAACUAUUAUUUUUAUAAUUAAAUAUUUUUAUUAUUAUUAAAAAAAACAAUAAUUUAAAUUAAUGUAUUUAUUAUGUGAAUUAUUUAUUAUAAAUAAUAAAAAAAAAAUUACUU